AGGGAGAGGGUUCAGUGCUUCCUUUUCCGGUCGGGGCUGCGGCGGGGACGGGCGGGAGCAGGAGACGCUCCCCGCCAUGGCUUGUGCUCGGCCGUUGAUCUCCGUCUACUCCGAGAAGGGGGAAGCAUCAGGGAAAAAUGUCACCCUCCCUGCUGUCUUCAAGGCUCCCAUCCGCCCCGACGUCGUGAACUUCGUUCACACCAACCUGCGGAAGAACAACCGGCAGCCCUACGCUGUCAGCGAGCUGGCAGGUCAUCAGACCAGUGCUGAAUCAUGGGGCACGGGCAGAGCUGUCGCUCGUAUUCCUCGAGUACGAGGUGGUGGAACUCACCGCUCUGGCCAGGGGGCCUUUGGAAAUAUGUGUCGUGGAGGCCGCAUGUUUGCCCCAACCAAGACCUGGAGGCGCUGGCACCGCAGAGUCAACAUCGCUCAGAAGCGUUACGCCAUCUGCUCUGCGCUGGCGGCCUGUGCUCUCCCAGCACUGGUCAUGUCUAAAGGCCACCGCAUUGAGGAGAUCCCAGAACUUCCUCUGGUUGUUGAGGACAAAGUUGAGAGCUAUAAGAAAACCAAGGAAGCUGUUCUCCUUCUGAAGAAGUUGAAAGCUUGGAAUGACAUCAAAAAGGUUUAUGCCUCCCAACGUAUGAGGGCCGGGAAGGGUAAAAUGAGGAACCGCCGCCGCAUCCAGCGCAGGGGACCCUGCAUCAUCUACAACGAGGACAAUGGCAUCAUCAGAGCUUUCCGGAACAUCCCAGGGAUUACUCUUCUGGAUGUUAACAAGCUGAACCUGUUGAGACUGGCUCCUGGUGGCCACGUUGGGAGGUUCUGCAUUUGGACAGAGAGCGCCUUCCGCAAGCUGGACGACCUCUACGGCACCUGGCGCAAACCCGCCACGCUCAAGAGCGACUACAACUUGCCCAUGCACAAGAUGACCAACACGGACAUUGGAAGGAUCAUGAGAAGCCAGGAAAUCCAGAAGGCUCUGCGUGCUCCAAAGAAGAAGAUUCGCCGUAGAGUCCUGAAGAAGAACCCUCUGAAGAACCUGAGGAUCAUGAUCAAGUUGAACCCCUACGCCAAAACAAUGCGGCGCAACACCAUCCUACGCCACGCCCAAAACCACAAGAUCAAGGAAGAGAAGAGAGCCAAGGCCAAGGCCAGGCUGGCGGCCAAGGUCCCGGCUGCACCCAAGGCCGCACCCAAGGCCACACCCAAGGCUGAGACCGCAGCCAAGACCCCCGGCAAGACCCCUGCCAAGACCCCCACCAAGACCCCCGGCAAGGCGCCCGCCAAGGCCAAGGCUGAAGCGUAAACCCCGCGCAGGACUUCAUCUCCCAGUGAGCUGUGCUGUGGGUUUACAACCAAUAAAUGGUGUUGGAACAGA
Messenger RNA from Calypte anna (Anna's hummingbird), 1378 nucleotides. RefSeq names its product ribosomal protein L4 (gene RPL4). The coding region runs from base 77 to 1306 and encodes 409 amino acids. Gene Ontology annotation, molecular function: structural constituent of ribosome; RNA binding. Gene Ontology annotation, cellular component: cytosolic large ribosomal subunit; ribosome. Gene Ontology annotation, biological process: translation. The transcript is spliced from 10 exons. The record is from RefSeq and is a predicted model, not a curated record. NCBI's taxonomy places the organism in Eukaryota, Metazoa, Chordata, Aves, Apodiformes, Trochilidae.